Messenger RNA from Linum trigynum, 2781 nucleotides. Lineage: Eukaryota; Viridiplantae; Streptophyta; Magnoliopsida; Malpighiales; Linaceae. The record is from the annotation of a GenBank genome assembly.
AUGGCCAAAACUCUGCAGAAGAGCUACUUCGAUGUGCUGGGGAUAUGCUGUUCUUCCGAGGUGCCGAUGAUCGAAAACAUCCUCAAACCCCUCGCCGGCGUUACGGAUGUUUCGGUCAUCGUCCCGACCAGGACCGUCAUCGUCGUCCACGAUGCUCAAGUCGUUUCCGACCUCGAUAUUGUGAAGGCGCUGAACCGGGCGAGGCUGCAGGCGAAUGUUCGAGUGGACGGAAAAGGGAGCUCGGAGAAGCACUGGCCGAGUCCGUACGCCAUGGGGAGUGGGAUUUUGCUGCUGCUGUCGUUUGUUCAGUUUGCUUAUCGGCCGUUUCGAUGGGUGGCGCUGGGAGCCGUCGCCGUCGGGAUUGUGCCGGUGCUGUUGAAGUGUGUGGUUUCGGUUAGGAGUCUGAGGAUCGACACCAAUAUCCUCGUCCUCAUUGCAGUGGCUGGAACUGUUGGUAUGGGUGAUUAUAUAGAAGCUGGAACCAUCGUGUUUCUUUUCACCAUCGCGGAGUGGCUGGAAUCAAGGGCCAGCCACAAGGCCAAAGCGGCGAUGUCUGUCCUCAUGAGCAUGGCUCCUCAGAAGGCCGUCAUAGCCGAAACAGGGGAAGAGGUCGAAGUAGACAAAGUAGAACUGAACACAAUUUUGGCGGUCAAGGCCGGAGAAACCAUACCCAUCGAUGGAAUUGUCGUGAACGGAAAAUGCGAGGUGGAUGAAAAGACUCUAACCGGCGAGUCAUUUCCAGUUUCCAAGCAAACUGAUUCAACCGUCUGGGCUGGCACUAUUAAUCUAAAUGGGUACAUCUGCAUCAAGACCACAUCGAAAGCUGAAGAUUGUGUGGUGGCCAAAAUGGCGAAACUCGUCGAAGCAGCUCAAAACAGCAAGUCCCAAACCCAGAGGUUUAUAGACAGAUGUGCCAAAUACUACACCCCUGCGGUUAUAAUCAUAUCAGCAGCCAUUGCAUUGUUACCACUGGCAUUUCAAGUCCACGACAAGAGCCGUUGGUUUCGGCUAGCACUGGUGGUUCUGGUGAGCGCAUGUCCCUGCGCCCUGAUCCUCUCGACUCCCGUCGCCACCUACUGUGCCCUCACGAGGGCAGCCACUGCCGGAGUGCUGAUCAAAGGCGGCGAUCACCUGGAAACGCUUGCCAAGAUCAAGAUCAUGGCCUUCGACAAGACCGGCACCAUUACAACGGGCGAGUUCACGGUGUCCGACUUCCACUGCCUGCAGCAGCACGACGUGAACCCGAGAGAGCUUGCUUACUGGGUGUCCAGCAUCGAGAGCAAGUCCAGCCACCCAAUGGCGGUGGCACUGGUCGAAUACAGCAGGUCGAUUGGUAUCGAGCCGAGCCCUGACAAUGUAGUGGAUUUUCAGAACUUCCCUGGGGAAGGAAUCCAUGGGAAGAUCGACGGCAGGGCGAUUUACAUAGGGAACAAGAGGAUUGCUGCAAGAGCUGGCUGUAAAACAGUUCCUGCAGUGGAAGAGGACUCCAACACCGGGAAGACUAUUGGAUAUGUGUAUGCUGGAUCAACCCUCGUCGGAAAAUUCAGCCUUUCUGAUACCUGUAGGACUGGCGCGGCUGAGGCGCUCAAAGAUCUAAGCUCAAUGGGGAUCAAAUCUGCCAUGCUAACCGGAGAUCGUCAGGCUGCAGCGUGGCAUGUAGAAAAACAGCUAGGAAAUGCAUUCCAUGCUGUGAGGGCAGAGCUGCUGCCGGAGGACAAGGCGACGAUCAUCAAGGAAUUCAAAGCUGAAGGGCCAACCGCGAUGAUUGGGGACGGUCUUAAUGAUGCCCCUGCACUGGCUACCGCAGAUGUUGGAAUCUCCAUGGGGAUAUCGGGAUCUGCUCUUGCCACAGAGACGGGACACGUGAUCCUGAUGUCCAACGACAUCCGUAAAGUUCCUGAAGCCAUUCGGCUUGCCAGAAAAUGUUACCGCAAAGUCAUCGAGAACACCGUGAUGUCGAUGUCUACCAAGGCAGCUGUGCUCGUCUUUGCGGUUGCCAUGCACCCGCUCGUUUGGCUUGCUGUAUUGGCUGACGUGGGCACCUGCUUGUUGGUGAUCUUGAACAGCAUGUUACUCCUGCAUGGCGCCACUUCCCAACAAAAAAGUGGUAAGUGCUGUGAUGGUCACAACCACAGCCAUGACCAUCAGGACUCAAAGUCUCAUGGUCAAUGUCAUGGCCACGACCAUGGAGCUCAUCACAGCCAUGGGCACGAUCAUCAUCCAUCCCACAGUCACAGCCACGGGCAUUCAGCUUGCAACCAUAGUCAUGGCCACGACCAUGGUCAUUCUUCACCUAAUCAUAACCACGACGGAGCCCACAAUCACAACCAUGCUCAUUCUUCUCAUGCCCACGGCCACGAUCAUUCAUGUCAGAGCCACGACCACAGUGGUCACAGCCACGGCCCAAAUGGCGCAGGUCAUAAGCAUAGUCACCAAAGCCAUGGACACAACCACACUCAUUCUCACGCCCAUGGUGGGCACUGUGGCUCAGGGCAUGCUGUGGAAAUGGUGAGCCAUCCAGUUGGGUUCGGAAGCUCAAUUAUUGGGAUGAGUGGGAGUAAAGAAGGGAAGCAUCCGAAUGAGCAUGAGAAGUACGACUCCAUCAAUCUUUGUGUACCGAAUGAUAAUCCGUUUGACCCUGAUGGUGAUACCCAUCAGCAUCAACAUGAUCAUCAUGGGCACAGUAAUCAUCAUCACCAUCAUCAGGGUGAUGGCCAUAGUCAGUGCAAAGGCCACACAGUCAUCGAUAUGCACGGAAAUGAAAGGCACGAGCACCAUUGA